Molecule: messenger RNA, 3740 nt
Organism: Seriola aureovittata
Lineage: Eukaryota; Metazoa; Chordata; Actinopteri; Carangiformes; Carangidae
Gene: slc15a4
Product: solute carrier family 15 member 4
Exons: 9
Coding region: 231-1973 (580 amino acids)
Biological process (GO): oligopeptide transport; transmembrane transport
Cellular component (GO): membrane
Molecular function (GO): transmembrane transporter activity
Source: RefSeq, a predicted model, not a curated record
GUUUAUUGACUGAGCUAUGUGUCACGCGAUAGUACUGUGACUGUUUUUUGUUGACUUCCAGUUCUCCUUAGAUAAAGUGUCGAUUUAAGACGAGACAAAGUAAACAUUUGAGCGGUACACAUUAACUACGUUAAUGGAGACAACGAGGACCCCAGGGACGUGUUUCAGUAGUUAAAGGUUUGAACUCUUGCUAAUCUAAUAGGAACCUAAGCCAUUAAAUUUGGUUGAGAAUGGCUAACAACAGGGAUGCCAGUGAAAGCACCCCUCUUUUGGACUCUACUGCCAACAGACCUUCACCACCAUCAGUUUUCCAGGGAAGACGUCUAGCAUGUGCAGCCAUCCUGCUGGCAGAGUCCUUAGAAAGGAUUGCCUUCUAUGGCAUCACAUCCAAUCUGGUUCUUUUUCUCAAUAGCAAUCCUUUUUAUUGGGAGGGCACUCAGGCGAGUCAGGCACCUCUGGUGUUCAUGGGAGUAACUUACCUGAUUUCACCUUUUGGAGGCUGGUUGGCGGACGCAUACCUUGGGAAAUUCUGGACCAUUGCUUCAAGUUUGAUCCUAUAUUUUGCUGGGUUGCUGUUUUUCCCUUUCAUUUCAAAUGAAGACACCAGGAUACACCUGUGUGGAGAAGAGGUGGCAUUUCCUGUGCAGCCUGCUGAGUGUCUGAGCACAAACAGUACCCCUCCAAGCAAUGUAACCUGCCCCAUUCGUGCCCCGUAUUGUGGCCCAGUGGUCUACACUGGACUUUUUUUAAUUGCAUUAGGUGUGGGUACUGUGAAGUCCAACAUCACUCCAUUUGGGGCAGAUCAGGUCAAAGACAGAGGACCGGAGGCCACACGCAGAUUUUUCAACUGGUUCUACUGGUGCAUUAACUUGGGAGCCAUCUUGUCUUUGGGAGGUGUGGCCUACAUACAGCAAAAUUUCAGCUUUGAGCUGGGCUACAUCAUCCCAGCGGUGUGCCUCGGGGUCUCUUUCCUGGUCUUUCUCCUGGGCCGAACUGUCUUCAUCACCAAGCCUGCUGAUGGCAGCGCUUUCACAGAUAUGGCCAAGAUCCUGAGCUUCGCCUGCUGGUCCAAGAAACCUAAAGAACCUAACUUGCUCCGCAACAAACCGACACUACUAGACAGUGCCAAAGUGACCUAUGGAGGAAAAUUUCCAGAGGAGAAAGUAGAGGAAGUGAAAGCCCUGAUGAAAAUCCUCCCAGUUUUCUUUGCCCUCAUCCCAUAUUGGACCGUGUACUUCCAGAUGCAGACAACGUACGUCCUGCAGGGCCUCCAUCUGAGGAUUCCUGAUACCGCCUCAAACAGCACUGUUGAAUCCCACCAGAUGACGUUCCGCUUCCCAGCCGCCUGGCUCACCAUGUUUGACGCAGUGCUCAUCCUUAUGCUGAUUCCCCUUAAGGACAAAGUAGUGGACCCCAUCUUGAAACGUCGCGGCCUGCUGCCCUCCUCUCUGAAGAGGAUUGCAGUGGGGAUGUUCUUUGUGAUAUGGUCGGCCGUGGCAGCGGGUAUUUUGGAGACCAAACGCCUGGAGAUCAUCAAAUCAAAUGGUACCAUUGACCAGGUGCUUGGCAACGUUAUCUACUAUGCAGCAGAUUUACCCAUAUGGUGGCAAGUGCCUCAGUAUGUGCUGAUAGGAAUCAGCGAAAUCUUUGCCAGCAUUGCAGGUCUGGAGUUUGCCUAUUCUGCAGCCCCCAAGUCCAUGCAGAGCGCCAUCAUGGGGCUCUUCUUCUUUUUCUCUGGGAUUGGUUCGUUUGUGGGCUACGGGUUGUUGGCUAUUGUCUCCCUGAGGGCCAUCGGCUGGAUGUCAUCCCACAGAGACUUUGGUAAUAUCAAUGACUGCUCUCUGCACUACUACUUCUUCCUCCUGGCGGGGAUCCAGGGCAUAACCUUGCUGGUCUUCCUUAUUGUCUCUGUCAAGUAUGACAAGCAGAGGGGCAAAGCAGGAAGCCAAAGGCAGAGACACACCUCCUCUUGACCCCCAACACAUGUCCCGGUAUCCCCCUCACCAUACCUGCCUUUUCCUGUCAUAUCACUCAGUGCCCGAAGACCCUGUCCAAUGGGUACUUACUAAUCACAUCCUACAAGUUUGGGUUACCUCACAUGUGAUUCUGUCAUGACUAUAUAUUUCUUAUUUAUGUUGGUUUUAGCUUUUAUGUGGGAAUCCUUUUUUCUUUUUUUUAUAACAACAAUGGUUUUACAUCACUGGGUGAAUGCACAGGUACCACUGAAAGUAUAGAGAUUAAUACAGGAGCCGUAUUUGAAGCGUUUCCAUUGUACUCCCUUACCCCUGUGUUUACUCCUGUUGCCUUUCUUUGAUCAUUUGCACUUGACUUGAGGAGUGGUGCCAUAAAAUAGAAUAUCUUGGUAUUUUUUUAAAUCCUGAAGAAUGCUCUUUUCUUUUUCUUUUUUUACUCUCUCUCACUCUAACAAAAUCUAACUUUUGAACUAACUCUUUUACUCACCAUUUUACCAGCCCUGGUAUAAUACAUCAGUAUUUAGUCAAACUAACCAUUUGAAUGAUUUCUGAACGCACAUUUUCAAAUGUGAAAUCGGGGUAAUUGUGCAUUAAAUCUUGAAUGUCAGCAUUAUUUCUUGAACACAAUUAACCCUGUUGGCUCCUGGAGACUUUAAAAUACCCAUGCAGCAGCACAGUUGUGAUUACAUCAAAUGGGAAAUUAGUUUCAAUACAGGGAGUCAUUUUAUGUUUUAGUAUUUUUGCAUAUUCCCGGAAAUGAAUAGACCAGAAUAGGACUUUUUUUUCUAUUUGACUAAUCUAAUAUUCAAAUUUGUUUCCACUUCCUGUGAUUACAUAUUAUAAAUCCACAUUAUCCAUCAUAUAAAUCUGCAAUUAAUCCUCAGACAGCACCAUACAUGAAUAAUAAUAACUCCUAGUGUUAGAAAUACUCCAUGACUCCAUGAAUCUUCGCAGUAGUUUUUAAAUUUUGGUAAAGCUGCAAAACUGCAAGUAUCAGGAUGACAAAGAACUCAUUAGAACUUAACCUUAAACAUAACAGGAAACCUUGAGUGUAUUUAAAACAUCUGGCAUUAAUGCUUGGAGCGUGAUAAUAACGUACUGCACUUAAUGCAUAAAGAAUAAAAACAUAACCCAUCCACACUGACAUCAUCUCAAUAAUUAGAAUUACAUAGCGAAAUAAAUCACAACCUUCACAGCAGUUGCUGUCAAGAACUUUUUACAGUGUUAUCAUGGCUUUGCAGCUUUACCAGAAAAUCUUGAAGAACAGGCUUCUGUUUUGUUGUUGUAUUUAUUAGACUGUGGUGCAUUUGUUUUAGCUUUAUACUGUUAAGAAUAAUGUUAGUGCAUGUGUUUCUUCAAUCCUCAGAAUAAGUAGAGCACAAGGUACUGAAUUUACUCUCAGGGCUCAAAGAAUAGUGUCAAGUGACAUAACUCUCCAUAACUGCCUUUGGGAGCUCAGAAGAGUGCUUAGCCUGUGGUGUAAAUAAAGUUACAUUUGUAACAGCACAUUAAAAGAAGAAGCUAUCCAACUGACGGUACGUGAUGCCUUUUUAGAGAGAUUUUAAUGUGUGUAUAAUUUGUUGGAUGAAUGGAUGUUCCUUGUUUUAUUGCAUCUUUUAUAUAUACUUGCUUUGUUAUCUCAAUCAUCUUAAAAAGAUUUAUGAAGUUUAUUUUGGAAAUAUGUUCUGUUUUCAUGAUGCUGCGCUGCAGCACUGGAAUAUUGUUUUGUGGUUAUAUUUGUGACCAUUAAAGUAUAUUAACUUGAAA